Molecule: messenger RNA, 2287 nt
Organism: Rhopalosiphum padi (bird cherry-oat aphid)
Lineage: Eukaryota; Metazoa; Arthropoda; Insecta; Hemiptera; Aphididae
Gene: lark
Product: RNA-binding protein lark
Exons: 10
Coding region: 479-1648 (389 amino acids)
Cellular component (GO): cytosol
Molecular function (GO): zinc ion binding; mRNA binding
Source: RefSeq, a predicted model, not a curated record
AAUUAUACGGUCCACACACAAACUUAGUAUACACAUACACAUCAGCUCAGCUAUUUCGUACACUCAACACUGACGUUUUAUCCGAGAAUUGGUUCUCUUUGACUCCCACCUCCAUCGCCGCCGCCUUCACUCGUAGUCUUAUGUUCAAUUCGUAUGUUGAUGACUAAAUUUUUUUUUCGUGAUUUUUAUUAAUUUUUUGUCGCCGUUCUAUCUUGUCGUUCAAACACUUAGGUACGUAACAUAAACCCGUCUUGACCGCCGUGUGCGCAACGCUACAACUUCGCUACAGCCACCGAUCGACUGCUGCCACUGCUGCUGUUGCUGUUGCUGCUGCCGUUGCUGUUGCUGCUGCUGCAUUCUGUUGUGCUUCGUCCGUGUGUGGUGAGUGUAUGACGUGGUUGUCUUGAACGCACACGACAAUAUUGUAAAUAACAACGAAAGCAACAACACUUGAUCCACAUCACAGUGUAGACGAGAAAUGCGAGAUUUUGACCACAAACGGGGCAGACAAUUGGUUGACUGUACCACUGAAGAGGACACCGUUGCCGAGGAGACAGCCGCAAAAGAAAAGAUGCCGUCUGAUACUGAAAGUAACACAAGUUUUAACAACAGCAGCGUGAGGACUUUUAAAAUUUUCAUUGGAAAUCUUUCUGAAAAGACUACAUCUAGUGAUAUCAGACCACUGUUUGAGAAGUAUGGCAAAGUUGUUGAAUGUGAUGUAAUGAAAAAUUUUGGCUUUGUUCAUAUGGAUGAUGAUAACACUGGACGUGCAGCCAUAAAAGCUUUGAACGGUACAAUGGUUAAUGAUUUAGCCAUGAAAGUAGAAGCUGCCACUAGUCGCCGUGGUCCCAAUACCCCAACUACAAAAAUCUUUGUAGGAAAUCUUUCUGAAACAACUAAAGCCAAUGAAGUACGAGAAUUAUUUGGUAGAUACGGAACUGUUGUUGAAUGUGACAUUGUCAGAACUUAUGGUUUUGUGCAUAUUGAUUCAACUGAUGUAAGCAGACUUAUUAAAGAUUUAAAUGGCCAUAUGUUAGAUGGUCAACCAAUCAAGGUCCAAAUCUCAAAUAGUCGUGUUCGUCAAAGACCUGGAAUGGGUAUGCCAGAGCAGUGUUAUAGGUGCGGCAAGGGUGGCCAUUGGUCUCGGGAGUGCAGUCGUGAAGGGUAUGGAUAUGGAAGAGAUGCUUUACCACCACUCCCACCACCACGUGCCCUACUUUAUCCACCACCGCCUCCACCUUCAUUUGUUCGUGAUCGUAUCCUUGGUUCUUAUGGUACUGGCUUGAAAACCGAUAUGACAAGAAUGGACGAUUACUCAAUGUUGUCACAUUCUGAACUUGGUGGUCAUAUGUAUGAAACUGAAGGCUUAUAUGAUCGUUACUAUGAUCGUAGUCUUAUGAGAACAGCCGCUGAUGGCUAUGGCAUGGAUAGAAGAAUGCCAAGAAUGCCAUCUAGUCGCGAUUAUUUAUCAUCAUCCACACGUAUUGGAACAACUAUGCGUGACCAAGAUUAUGUAUUCACACGCCGUUCACCAUUGUCCAGCAGUCGUACAUCUUCAUCUCAUGCAUAUGAUGAUUUCUCUAGGGAUUCAUAUGAUGAUCGCCGAGUUUCGGGAUCUCGCGGUUCGUCGCGUUACACGCCGUAUUAAAAAAAAACCGUGUCUAUAUUAUCGUGCCGCCGCCGUAUAUUCGCGUCGCCGGAUCGGAUAACCGUACACUCACACAUCGCCGACCGUCAACAAUUUUUUAUUUAAAUCGGCUCAAGUUUUUAAGGAGCCAAAAUUACAUUUACGAAAUCUUAUAAGAUUAUUUGUCUACAUAGGUUUUUUUUUUUUUUUAGGUUUAAUUAAAAACAUAUAAUUUCUUAGUGUCACAAAUUACAAUUUUAUUUUAUUUAUAGGAAUUAGACAUAAAAGGUUAAAUUAUCUGGGCUCUUAGAUUAUUUAUAUUGAUUCAUAUUUUCUACCUUAGAUGUAAACAAAAUAAUUUUCUAGAAUUAUUUUAAGGUAAUAUUGACUAUGUUUUUUUUUGAAUAUCACUAUAAUCACAUCAAUCAUAUAUUAAUAAUUAUUUCUGGAAUUUCUGUUUGUCGAGUUAUUAAACAAAUUUUCUUUAGAAAAUUAGAAUGUAAGCCUUUAUAGUCAAAGGUCUUUACAGUUAGGUUAAUGUAUUAAUUAAAUUACUAAAAUAUAUUAAUAUUGUAAGCCCAAAUAAUCUUAUGACAACAUUACAUUGUAAUUCUCAUUGUAAAAAAUUUAAUAAAAUAAAAUAAAAAUAAGUAUAAUAAA